This is a messenger RNA of Gadus morhua (Atlantic cod), 2340 nucleotides long. RefSeq names its product B-cell lymphoma/leukemia 11A-like. Gene Ontology annotation, cellular component: nucleus. NCBI's taxonomy places the organism in Eukaryota, Metazoa, Chordata, Actinopteri, Gadiformes, Gadidae. Gene Ontology annotation, molecular function: RNA polymerase II cis-regulatory region sequence-specific DNA binding; DNA-binding transcription factor activity. Bases 280 to 792 code for a protein of 170 amino acids. The record is from RefSeq and is a predicted model, not a curated record. Gene Ontology annotation, biological process: regulation of transcription by RNA polymerase II; negative regulation of dendrite development. The transcript has 2 exons.
CCUGCGCGUCCAUCACCUCUCUGACGUUCAAGUUCGCAGGAAACGUCACGUCCGCACUUGAACUUGCAGCUCAGGGGGGGCUUCGCCGUACCCCCGUCCUCCUCCUCUGUGUUCAGAAAGUCAUGAAGACCUCCGCACGGCGCACCGCUCCGAGCGCCUCUCCGUCCGCGUGAUCCGCCGCGACUACUCUCGGUAGCAGAGCAUCCAUGAAGACGUUUCCUCCGGACUCUUAACUCGCCGCCGGAGUUCCGAUGUGAGCUUGGAUCCCGCAGAGCCACCAUGUCUCGCCGUAAGCAGGGCAAGCCGCAGCACUUGAGCAAACGGGACUUUACGCCGGAGCCGGUGUCGGGCGUCCUGGCAGAAGAGGAGCUCCUGGACCCCCCCAGGCUGGGGGAGGCCCUGAAGGGGGACCCCGACCUGCUGACCUGUGGCCAGUGCCAUGCCCGCUUCCCCCUGGCCGACAUCCUGCUCUUCAUCCAGCACAAGCGCCGCCAGUGCCAGGGCCGCCUCUGCAACGACAAGCAGGCCCCCGACCGGCCCCCCGCCUCCCCCGUGGGCUCCCCGCUGUCCACCGCCUCCCCGCUCGCCCGCCGCCCCCCCCAGCACCCCAUGCAGCACCUCAUGCAGCACCCGCAGCACCCGCGCCGGGCCUGCCACCCCGUGGACGCCGCCUCGCAGGUGUCGCCGUACGCCCGGGAUUGUUUAUCCGCCCCCACACAAGGAAUAAUCCCCAAGCAGGAAGUCAUGACAGGUAAACAACAUGGCCGCCGCCGCCGCCGCCGCACCGUGUAAACAAACUGCGGGAGAGAGGGUCUCUCCUGAUUGGUCCAGGGGAGCCGAGGCUCCGGUGGGCUGGAUGGAACCCGCUGGUUUUGGUUCCUGCUGGUUUUGGUGUCUGCUGGUUUUGGUUCCUGCUGGUUUUGGUUCCUGCUGGUUUUGGUUCCUGCGGGUUUUGGUGUCUGCUGGUUUUGGUGUCUGUCUGCUGGUUUUGGUGUCUGUUUUCUUUCUGCUCUAUCUGCUCUCGCGGGACCGGGCUUUGCUCCGUGUGUGUCCCGGUGUGUGAGGCCGCUGUGUCGUACGGGACACGCUGCAGACGCCCCUCGGCCUCGAAGCGGAGCGCCGUCAUAUCUCUACGGCUCGCCCGUGCUCGGCGCUCGACGGAAAUGCGCAGCGCCUGAUUGGCCGGGCUCUGAUGUGGAGGAGGACGUCUCUAAUCCAGCGCUCACACCAGCACUCAGAUGCUCGGCUUUGGGAAAAUGUUUUCCGCCUUUGACGCUAAAAUUAACAAAAGGAGAUAGGAAGGAAUGUAAUUGCACUCAACUGUCGAGGAAGGAACCUUUAUUUGAGGUGUGCCACCGACCACUAAUUGUCGACGUUUCUCCUGAUUCGCUUAAUGAAGGGCUUAAGGUUGGUUUGUCAGCCAGCCGUUUGAUUGGUCGGUCCACCGCCGCCUAAAAGAGGAGAAAGCGUUCCCGCUGUCCAAACAAGUACGUGUCAAUUAUGGAAACCGGCGCCGUUUCAUUUAGAUUUCUCCCCGUCAACGCGUCAGAAACACCAGCGGAGAACGGGCAGCGUUCUGUGAAGUCGGAGAGACCGCUCCGUGCGAUAGUGUGUAGUUUGGCUUUGUGCGAUAGUGUGUAGUUUGGCUUUGUGCGAUAGUGUGUAGUUUGGCUUUGUGCGAUAGUGUGUAGUUUGUUAAACAUCUGCCGUACUUGUGGCCGUAGCAACCAUUUCUGUCCACGCACACUGACUCCCAUUCUCUCCCCUCCUCUCUCUGUCUCUCUCUCCCUCUCUAUCUCUUACUUACUUAUUAUUUACACACACCCACCCUCUCACACAGACACACACAGACACACACACAGCCCCCCCGUCGCCAUGGCUCCUGGGCCUGUCAGCUGGUGGGCCACGCUCUCCUCAUGGUCUCCAUGGCGUCGGGGAGGUCAGCUGAUCGCGUGGGUCAGUGGCGUUACGCUCCGCUCUCUAUUUCUCGCCCCUGAUGUGCAAUGAGGAGAUGCUUUGUAAUAACGCGGUCGUAUGAGGCGGUGUUAUGAGCUGGGAGUUUCAUAAUGAAGGGAUGACCUGCCCCGCCCACCCUUCCUGUGUUGUACUUCAAAACAUGUAAAGUCGAGAUUAUUGACUUCAUGUUUCCACUCUAGUCGGUGAAGGAGUGACGAGUGUCGUGCGUCAACCUUUUGGCCGUAUGUUUUAGAAGUUAUGUCUCAGAUCACAGAACGGACGGAUCACUGUGGUCCAACGUUAAGGGAAGGAAGUGUCUCAAAGAGAAUCGUCAAAGAGAUGAGUGAGAGCUACACACACACACACACACACACACGCACGCAC